Corticium candelabrum is the source of this 883-nucleotide messenger RNA. RefSeq lists its product as uncharacterized. Lineage: Eukaryota; Metazoa; Porifera; Homoscleromorpha; Homosclerophorida; Plakinidae. The record is from RefSeq and is a predicted model, not a curated record. The transcript has a single exon. Bases 132 to 653 code for a protein of 173 amino acids.
ACAUCUGCACCAGAAAGAAGAAGACACCUAUGUGAAAGAUCUAGGGAUGCAACCAGAGUGGAGUAAAAGAACCGAAACAUUUCCAAGCUCUCAACACACAGAAAUUGAAGACCAAGAAACAACUAUUGACUAUGAACCUGCAUCACCAGAAUCUGAUCAUGCAAGUGAAGACCCACAGCAACAUCAGAGCCACACCACCUCUAGCAAUUUUUGAAGACACUCUAACAGAUUUGACAUACGUCAUGACAGACAUUAAGAAAGGAUUGGCAAGUAGGGACACUGUAUUUACAACAGCUAUACGAGAAUUUUGCAGCCAGUACAAAAAAAUUAGAGGUGCUGAUGGCAAAAAGAAAUCUUACACAAAGCCAUUGUUAAUAUCUGCUCUGCACAACUUUGGAAAGGGACACGGACGUAAAAUCAGAAGCAACAAAUGCACCAUUACAGUACAACCAACAACUGUAAGCAGACGAGCCAUUAAAAAGUGUGGAGGAAAACCUCUUAAGGCUGGUCGUCCAUCAUUAAUGCAGAGAAAAUCAAACAAUACCAACAUGAAAAACUUAUGUCGUCACACUCUACCAAAAAGAAAUCUCUGGUCAAAAAGAGUUCACAGUCUUCAAACAAGUAUUGAUAAUAGGAGACAGAACGCUUGCUAAAAUGGCCGGUAUCAAGCAAAGUGUGGUGCUCUAGCACACAAUAAUUGUUUGCCUCCUCUUGUUUGAUUCUUGUCUAGAUUGAUUACACAGUUACUUGUUCUAACUUCAGUUUGUUUACAUCAGGUAGUUGUGCAUUUUUGAUUUGAGUAAAGAAGUGACUCACAAACUUUACUAAUGUUUGCCUUAUUGCAUGAUUUCUUUCUUGUUUGUGCUCUUGCAAAAGUAAGUAA